Messenger RNA from Rhagoletis zephyria (snowberry fruit fly), 1671 nucleotides. The record is from RefSeq and is a predicted model, not a curated record. NCBI's taxonomy places the organism in Eukaryota, Metazoa, Arthropoda, Insecta, Diptera, Tephritidae.
AUGGGCCAAACGUUUUCUGAGCCUGUGACGGAAAAAGAAUCUACUACUGAAAAAAAUGACGUUUUUCUUGUGUCCUCUUCAUCAAUUCAAGGGUGGCGCAUUAGCAUGGAAGAUGCCCACACCAUACUCCUCCAAAUGCCUGAUGACCAAAAUGCGGCAUUUUUCGCCGUUUUUGACGGUCACGGCGGUGCUAAAGUAGCGAACUAUGCGGCGGAGAACCUGUACAAAGGCAUCUGCAGCAACCAACUGUACGUCGAUGGACAGAUUGAAGAGGCCCUGAAGACGGUUUUUGUAGAGUUUGAUGAGAUGAUGUUCAAUGAUGAGAAGAUGCGCGACGAGCUGGCCGGCUCGACGGCCGUCUCGGUGCUAGUCAAGGACUCGCUUAUCUACUGUGCCAACAUCGGCGACUCGCGGGCGGUAGCCUCCUUUGCCGGCCACGUGGACGCCCUUUCGCUGGACCACAAACCGACCUGUCCGGAUGAGAUGCGCCGGAUCGUGUCGGCGGGCGGGUGGGUGCAGUUUAACCGAGUCAACGGCAAUCUCGCCCUGUCGCGCGCCUUCGGCGACUUUGUCUUCAAGCGCAAUGAGAAGCGGUCGGCGACGGAGCAGAUCGUCAUCGCCUACCCGGACGUCCAGUCGCGCCCCCUCACCGACGACCUGGAGUUCAUUGUGCUGGCCUGCGACGGCGUCUGGGACGUGAUGACCAACGAGGAGGUGGUGGAGUUCGUCCGCCGGCGGCUGCUCUACCGCCUGGAGCCGGUGCUCAUCUGCGAGGAGCUAAUUACCCGCUGUCUGGCACCGGACUGUCAGAUGGGUAGCGGCAUUGGCUGCGACAAUAUGACCGUCAUACUCAUCUGCUACCUCAACGGCGCCACUUUUGAGGAGUUCUGCGACCGCGUGGAGGAGGCCAAUCCAAAGCCGGUUACCAAGCAAAGUAGAAAAGACGUCGGCAACUCUCCUGGUACUACUACUACUAAACGGUACUACAACGACGACGACCAAUUGGCCACUAAGGAAACCGGUGCUACUACAGUGGACGACGGCUGCUCGCCGGGAAGACUGGGGCUGACGGCCAGCAAUAACAACAACAACGACGACGACGGUGGCGAGGAGGAGGCGGACCACGACUCGGACGGAUUCUCCUCUGACACCUCGUCUGCCUGCUCCUUUGAAGAUAUAGCUACGUUUCAAAGUCAGGUGCCCUCGGGUAGUGCCACACAAGUUCCGUCAGCCGCAGCCCUCAAAAGCUCAACUUUAUCAACGAUGGCGACAGCAGCGGCUUCUGCAGCUUCAACGUCCAAAACGGCAAAGUGCUCUACUGGUGAAUCUAUUGUCAAAGAUGGUGCUACUGCAACAGCAACAUCAGCAACAGCAACCUCCUCCUCUUUUACAUCUUCUGGAAAGCAGGCUAAAACAGCCGUCAAAGUGGGCGUCGCCUCUGCCUCCACUACCACUGAUGAUCUACUGGCCGACACUGGGCUGUACUACCUCAGUCAACAGGGGCCACACCGCAGUCCAUCACCUUCCACGUCAGCAUUGAUGCAACAUGGCUAUGGUAGUUCAGCGGCGGCCAUUCCCUCAACCAGUGGACUGGGCGCUUCUUCCGCCAAGUCGAAGAACACUUCCGCCAGCCGGUGUAUUAGUAGCCAAGACCAGUCAUCAGAGGAUUAA